Molecule: messenger RNA, 1718 nt
Organism: Pecten maximus
Lineage: Eukaryota; Metazoa; Mollusca; Bivalvia; Pectinida; Pectinidae
Exons: 2
Coding region: 87-1322 (411 amino acids)
Source: RefSeq, a predicted model, not a curated record
UUUGGUAAAAUGUUCUGAAUUUCCCAUUCAGUGUGUUAAACCAGUUUAUAUUGGUGACAAGCUGUGUUUCAGGACCUAUACACAAUAUGGAGAAUUGUUUGUUGUGGUGCAAACGUACGAGGACCAUAUACUGCUUGGUGUUGGGGCUCACUCUAGUGGUAAACUGUGUCCUUAUGUCGCUGUUAAACAGUCAUGUCAUGUCAUUUCUACCAGUAGAGCACGUCGUAACAUCUAUCAAGUCGGGGAUCACUGCUGACAUUCACCAAGUGGAAACCAACCAUGAUUUACUGUUGAACUCUAUACCAAAGACUUUUACAAGUGGCUAUAUGGUUUACACAUGCAACAACGAAUCUUCUGUUCAAUGUGGCGGAUGGUCCGACAGAUUGUCUGGUAUUCUCUCUACAUUUGUUAUAGCUCUGCUUACGAAACAGCGCUUUUUAAUUCACCAUAACCAUUCCUUCCUUCUAGAGGAGUUUUUGGCACCAAAUGAGUAUGACUGGAGAUACAACGCCAGUAUUUCUCAGAAAGGAAACAAGGCGAAUUAUGACCUCAUGAACAAAGAUUCUAAAAAGGCGAAGAAAUACCUCUAUGGUAAAAAGGAUUUAGAUAAAUAUUUUAAAAGUUAUGUCAAUUUAAUACACAUCAAUUGGGACUUUACAGAAGUGUUCAGAGCGAGGCCGCAUAUUGGAAGGGAUGUGCCAUGGAUCACAAAAUGGCAUUACGCUGAUAUUUAUAAAGAGGUCUACAAUUAUUUAUUCAAACCUUCAGAAAGACUUUCCCGUGCUUUAAACUCUCAAAAGCGACGAAGGUCAAAGACAGCAUGUGCUCAUGUUCGUAUAGGAAAGAGUGAAAAUUUACCCGACGACCCUCCAAGACACCGAGAAAGUCUGGAUACAUUGUGGAAUGUUUUCGAUGAUUUGGAUGAAGAUGUGUAUGAUCUAUUUAUAGCAACUGAUGACGAAAGUCUGUUAAAGAGAGCAUCAGGUCGUUAUCCAAAUCAGAUUAUUGAAACGGAUGGACAGAUAGGGCAUAUAGCUAAGUUAAAAAAGGGCUAUAAUACAGAAGUAAGUUUGAAAAUGUUUUUGGAUUUCUAUAUGUUGAUUAACUGUGACAUAUUAAUUCUCACGGAGAGCGGUUUUGGUAUGGCUGCGGCGUACAUUCGGAACACCGACUCUGAUCUCUAUUGUUGGAGAGGACCCGAACUGAAACCCUGUUCGAGGUAUACAGUCCAUCAUAUGUACGAAGGGAUGAUGCUUGCACCUCCUGGUCUAUUCCCUCACAUCACGCAGAUUUCUGAUAAGAACAAACGAAAAGCUCUUUAACACUAUGUACAAUUGGUUCCCUUCAGCAAAUCACCAUGUGCAAGCUGCAAGAAAGUUGACCGAAGAUCUGGUCAUAAUUCAUGUCAAAAUGCUAGAUACUUAUAAUACAUGCCGAAAAUAUACAAAUUAAAGUUUAUUUGCUAAGCGACAUGGAAUUACUUAUCGCUAAUAUGUACAUAUUGCUACUGUAGUAGCAGGAUAGGCUUGUAGAUGAUCAUACACAGUAACCAACAGUCUUCCGAAAAACAGUCUUUGUAUCAUAACUGAUAUCAUCAAAUUAUCAAAUGUCCCACACAAACCUACCACAACCUCUUUAAAAUCACCCGGUAACUUCACUAUGCAUAACUAGUCUAUACUCCCAACCCUCUACCAAUUCGAAAACACCAUGGUUAAUCA